UUCCUUUAUUUCACUUUCUUAAAUAAUCUCUCGUUUCAUAUUCAUAGUAGUAGAGCCAUAUAAUCGCCAAGCAUGCCCAUACAGCUUGAGAGCUUCAACAAACCACUGGUGCUCCUCCUCGGUCCACCUCUCUCUUCGUUUCGUGAUGGUAUAGGGAUUUGUCACCUAUAUUAUGCAGAGAUGACGCAAAUAAUUGCCACACGAAGUUAACAAGUGGCAACAAACAAACCUUAGGUGCAUAGCUGUUUCUAUUAACUUGAGCAGCUGUGGAUUGAGAGCCAACAAGCACCGGCAGCUUGAUCCUGUCGAUAAAAGACCAACAAAUCUUAUAGAGCAAUACAACUGGCCAGUGGUGAAAGAACUUCUCAGACCAUAAACCCGAUGGGGCAAAAUAAGGGGACUUUGUAGAUAGAGAAGCAACAGCGACUACAACAGGAGUUCAACUUCAAAAUCCGUUCUUUCUUGUGCUGAACAAAUUGGGUCGGAAUUUUAUGACCGAUUUAAUGCUACAGACACAUAUCCACAAAUCCCAGGCUGCUCCAAUUGUUGAGCUGAAAAAUCUAUUGGCAAAAUGGGGAACCCGUUGCAGUCUUCUCAACGAAAUUCUCGCCCACUCCAUCACCGCUGGCGUCUUCGCGCGGGAGAUCGCAGGCGGACUGCUUGGCGCUUAUGCGAAACUCAACAAAGUGGCUGAAGCACGGAAGAUAUUCGAUGAAAUGCCUGAACGAGAUGUGGGGUCGUGGACCUCUCUUCAGAAUCUUUACCUCAACAUCAAACGACCUAGAAAGUCGCUGACGAUAUUUUCCGAUUUGGUUUUGUCUAAUUUCCCGAAACCCGACUCGCAUUCCGUAGUUGCAGCUCUUUCUGCUUGCGCCCGCUGCAAGGAUCUGAGAAAUGGAAGAGCGAUUCACGCUAUGGCAUUAAAGUACCUAGAAUAUCCUAGGCCCAAUGUGCAUAAUGCGUUGAUCGACAUGUAUGGAAAAAAUCAAAGGGUUGGUUUAGCUAACCGAGUUUUCAAUGGCGUGGAUUAUAAAGACGUGGCUAUUUGGACCACCUUACUUAACGGAUAUAUUGUAAAUAGUGAUAUGGAUUCAGCUCAGAAGGUUUUUGAUGAAAUGCCGCAGAAAAAUGUGUUCUCUUGGACUGCGAUGAUUGUAGGGCACGUUCGCAGCAAGAAUUCUCUCGAGGCAUUGGAGUUGUUCAUGAAGAUGAGACACGAAGAUGCUGGAGAGCAUUAUUGCAAUCCCACUACUUUCACUGUUGUUGCUCUGCUUUCUGCUUGUGCCGAUAUUGGGGCGCUGAAUUUAGGAAGUUCAGUUCAUGGAUAUAUUAACAAACGCCAAGGGUUCGCUUCGGAUGCUACCGUGAAUAAUGGGUUGAUGGACAUGUAUGGAAAAAGUGGGAAUCUUGAUUCAGCUAUAAAGCUGUUUGAUAGCAUGGGGAGGAAAGAUUUGUUUUCAUGGAGCAUUAUGAUAUCUGGUUUGGCACUGAACGGAAGGGGCAAAGACGCCCUCGUUGUUUUUGAUUCAAUGGUCGAAUCAGGGCUGAUUCCAAAUGAAGUUACUUUUCUAUCAGUUUUGUCCGCUUGCAGCCAUGGAGGAUUAGUUAGUGAAGGAGAGAGAUUGUUUGAAAGAUUUGUAAAUAGCUACCAAAUUAAGCCGUGGAUUGAGCAUUACGGGUGUAUGGUAGAUCUCUUUGUCCGAGCAGGACGUUUGGAGAAGGCCUUGUGGUUGGUUGAGCGGAUGCCUAUGAAGCCAGACGCUGUGAUCUGGAGAUCCCUUCUGGUUGCUUGUCUCCAACAUGGGAAUUUCGAACUAGCUGAAGUGGCAGGGAAGAAGGUGCUUGAACUGGAUCCCGAUGAUGAUGCUGUUUACGUGCUCCUUUUCAGCAUCUAUCGCUCCAAGAAUAGGUGGGACGAGGCUGUGAGCGUGAUAAAGAUGAUGAGAGAUCAAAAAAUUAAGAAAACGCCUGGGUGCAGUUGGAUUGAAGUGAAUGGUGGUUUUCAUGAGUUCCUUGCUGAAUCUUCUGAACACUAUGUUAGUGAGAACAUAGUGAUUGUUUUGAAUGGGUUGAUUGAGCAUUCAAGAGUACAUACAAAUCUUUUCUUGCAAUCAUCUUGAGAUUAUCAUUUUUAUCAUGGUUUGAUGGAUUCAUCACGAAGGCACAGACAAUUUGUGAGCUGCCGAUGAAGGUGCUGCAGUGGUCGACAUAGAUGGGAAUCCGGUGCAGGCAGGAGUGGAUUACUACAUCCUGCCCGUUAUCCGGGGAAGAGGGGGCGGUCUCACCCUAUCCAGCACCGGCAACAAGACUUG
Messenger RNA from Salvia hispanica, 2312 nucleotides. Its product is annotated as pentatricopeptide repeat-containing protein At2g22410, mitochondrial-like. The record is from RefSeq and is a predicted model, not a curated record. Lineage: Eukaryota; Viridiplantae; Streptophyta; Magnoliopsida; Lamiales; Lamiaceae. Gene Ontology annotation, biological process: RNA modification. Gene Ontology annotation, molecular function: RNA binding; protein binding.